CCCCGCCAACACUUUCAUAUAUAACUCAUUCAUUCACUUCCCAUCUUUUUCUUCAAGUUAAAUUAAUUUUUGUGCUGUAAUACUACUUCUUGGAAAAGUGGUGCAUGCUAGCUUAGUAGAGAAGGAUCAGAUGAGCAGAUCAGAUCAAGAUCAGGGUGCAGGAGUAGUAAUGGUCAUGCAGCGUGCAGAGAUCGACACCCGAGCGCCUUUCAAUUCUGUUAAAGAAGCAGUCAUGUUGUUCGGAGAAAGGGUUUUGGCCGGUGAAAUCUACUCCAAGCAGCUCAAAGUGAUACGAGCAGCAGCAAGUGGUCAAACUGGGAAUGCUCAAUCUAGGCUUGGAGCCUUGACAGCUGAGCUUGAAGAAACAAAGCAAAGCCUUCAGAAAGCAAGAGAAGAAGGUAACUCCAUGGCAAUGUGCAUAAAAUCCUUUAGAGAAGAGCUGGAACAAGCAAAGAAAGAAAUACAUGAGUUAAAGAAGGUAAUGGAGUUCCAAAAAGAUCAGCAGGCUGAAACUGAUCAGAUCGAAGACCUCAAGUUCAUCGAAAAUGCAAUAAAAGUUGAUCAGAUCAAGACACAAAAUACAGAAGGAGCAAAGGAGUUACAGAGGAAGAGAUCAUACGUGAGAUUUGCAAGCCCUCCUUCACUGGCUAAGGUUAUAAUCAGUGCUGCUGAAGACGAUCAGUUUCAGGCCGAGAGGUCCCCUUCUAUUAAGAAGACAAAGAAGAAGUCUUUGAUACCACUCAUAGGAUGGCUUUUUUCAAGAAAGAAGGGAAGCCAUGAAUAGAGCUUGAGUCUCUCUACUGGCUGAAUAAGCAAAGUUCCUUCACACAUGCAUGUUAGUCAUAAGUAGUACUUGAAGUGAGAAUCAUGAUCUUUACAAAGCCAUUAAUGCCAUUUUUUUAAUUGUCAUGUCAUGCAUUAA
This is a messenger RNA of Juglans regia (Persian walnut), 922 nucleotides long. RefSeq names its product WEB family protein At2g17940-like. The record is from RefSeq and is a predicted model, not a curated record. The coding region runs from base 131 to 784 and encodes 217 amino acids. The transcript is spliced from 2 exons. NCBI's taxonomy places the organism in Eukaryota, Viridiplantae, Streptophyta, Magnoliopsida, Fagales, Juglandaceae.